Molecule: messenger RNA, 2643 nt
Organism: Numida meleagris (helmeted guineafowl)
Lineage: Eukaryota; Metazoa; Chordata; Aves; Galliformes; Numididae
Product: hexosaminidase D-like
Exons: 14
Coding region: 805-2487 (560 amino acids)
Biological process (GO): carbohydrate metabolic process
Molecular function (GO): hexosaminidase activity
Source: RefSeq, a predicted model, not a curated record
GGCGGGCUCCGGGGGCUAAGGCUGCCCGGUGGGUACCGAGGAUGUCACGUGGGUACCGUACCGGGAGGUGCAGCCGUUCCCCGGGCCGGGGUUGCAGCCCUGUCCCGGCGCCGCGGGAUUCGGGGGGAGCGAGGCCGGGCGCGGCGGUACCGGGGCUGAGGCGCGGGGAUGCUCCGGGAGCGGGGGUGUGGGCUGGGCACGGCGCGGCCGCCCCCGCACGCACCGCCGCGCUGCGGCAGCGUGGGCUCCGCAUGGCAACGGCGGCGGGACGGCCGGGCACGGCGCUGCGCGGCUCCGGGAGUGCAUCCUGCAGACCCAGGACAGCACAGGCCAGUCUCACUGUCAGCCCUCUGCCUUCCCUGGGGAAAGCACCGCUCCUCCUUCUGGGCUCGGACCUGAGGGUAUUGUGCUUCUGCCUCUCACAGAGGCUGAGCACAGGUCCUGGAGGUGCCAUGCCCGCCCCGUGAUGCCACCUGGCACAGCUGCCCCGUGAUGCAGCCCUGAUCCCACCACCCUCAGAGGUAACACAGGAGCACGUGGUAACAGAACCUGCCUCACAGCUGCCGCCUUGUUUGCAUUGGCGGAGUGUGAGGAGGCUGUGCUCACAGGCAGUACAAAGGCGCUGGGACAUACAAGGUAGGAGGGACACGGAAUGGCCCUGAACGUGGCCCUGAUGGGGACCAGGGUGGCGGGAGGGGUGUCCCUGUGUCCCUUUUCUCUACGUGCCCUGUGCUUAGGUUCUCUCUGUGGCUGCCCAGCCUGGGUGCUGUGGCAUGGGCAGACCACUCGUGUGUGCCCACAGCGAUGGCCUUCCAGAGGAGCCACAAGCUGAACCUGCUGCGCAUUGCCGUGCUGCUCCUCGUGGCCUUGGCCGGCAUCAAGUUCCUCUUCCGUGACAGCUUAACCCUGCAGCUGCACAAGCACAUCAGCAAGGACAGUGUGUUCUGGGGGGAUGUGGGGGACUCCGGCCCCCAAAGCCAGGCUGUGGAAGUCCACCCCGCAAAGAUCACGGCCCCAAGGCAGGGACCUAAGCAGCAGUUCCCCAAGGACCUCAGUGCCACCGAGAUGAGGCUCAUUCACCUGGACCUGAAGGGAGCUGCUCCCAGGGUCUCCUACCUGGAGCAGCUGUUCCCACUCCUGUCCCGGCUGGGAGCCAAUGGGAUCCUGAUCGAGUACGAGGAUAUGUUCCCCUUCAAGGGGGAGCUGGAGGUCCUCAAGUCCCCCUACGCUUACAGUGAGGAGGACAUUGAGUGGAUCCAGCAGCUGGCGGAGCUCCACAAGCUGGAGGUGGUUCCCCUGGUGCAGACCUUCGGGCAUGUGGAGUUCAUCCUCAAACAUGCCAAGUACCAGCACCUGCGGGAGGUGGAGCGCUUCCCCAACAGCUUCAACCCUCAUGUCCCGGACACCCUGGCGUUGCUCAAGGUCAUCCUAUCACAGGUGAUGGAGAAGCACAGGCGCUCCUCCUGGAUCCACAUUGGUGCAGAUGAGGUCUUCCACCUCGGGGAGGGCAAGGACUCCAGGAACUGGAUGAGCCGCAACAAGGGCGACACGGGGACCAUGUACCUGAACCACAUCAAGGAGGUCCUGGACUUCAUCUCCACGCAGUACCGGGGACUGCGGGUGCUCAUGUGGGACGACAUGCUGAGGAAGAUCAGCGUGGGAGCCCUGCAGGAGUCCGGGAUAGCAAAACAUGUCUCACCCGUGGUGUGGUUCUACGCACCUGACUUUGACACCGAGCAGAUUGGUCAGUUCAUUGCCAAGUACGUGGAGAGCGGCUUCGAGGCUGUGUGGUUUGCCAGCGCCUUCAAGGGCACCACGGGCCCGACGCAGAACUGGCCACCCCUCAGCUCCCACCUGAAGAACCAGCUCAGCUGGCUGCGGAUGCGUGAAGCCAUGCCGCGCUUCGCCCCGCUGCGCUUCCAGGGCAUUGUCCUCACCGGAUGGCAGAGGUAUGACCACUACUCAGUGCUAUGCGAGCUGCUUCCUGUCAGCAUCCCCUCCCUGGCCAUAUGCCUCCAGACCCUGGUGAACGGGGGAUUCACGGAAGAGACACGGAGGAAGGUGCUGGAGGUGCUGGGCUUCCAGAGCAUGCAGCUGGAGCAGAGCAUGUGUGAGGGAAGGGGAGUGUUCCCCGGGGCAGAAAUCUAUCACAUGGUAGAGCAGGUGAACAGACACCUGAAGGAGAGCAUCACCAAAAUGUUGGAGGAGGAGAGUGCCAUCAAGGGCUGGUUCAGCCCCUACCACCGCAAACACCAGUUUGGCAACCCUCGCAACAUGGAGAGCUUUGGCAGCAAGGUGCUCAAGCUCCAUGAGGACUGGGAGAGCUUUGUCCGGGACCUGCGUGCCCGCCUGGAGAGCAUCUACUUCCCUGACACGGUGGAGGAGUGGAUGGAGGAGAAUGUCAACCCCUACCUGGACCCUCUGCGGGACCUGGUCCGGGACUACCGUGCCAUCAUCCGCCUCAACGCCCAGCCCAAAGCACCCUAGGGGCUGUGUCUCCCCCAGGGCUGGGCAGUGGGGGCCAUGGGUAUGGUCUAUUUGCUGGUCUGCAGCACUCUUCUGUUCAAGGCAUGGUUGUGGUUUGUUUUGUACUGCACAAAGAGCCCCAGUGUGCCCAACUUCCCAAUAAAGUAUUUUCGUAGA